AUGCUUCGCAAGCCUGACAUGAAGGUCGCCGUAAAGAGGAUGUCACAUGAUUCUAGGCAAGGAGUAAGGGAGUUCAUUGCUGAGGUGGUGAGUAUUGGUCGUCUUCGACACCGAAAUAUCACGCAAUUGUUGGGUUAUUGCAGGCGUAAGGGCGAGCUUCUCCUGGUAUAUGACUACAUGGAAAAUGGUAGUCUUGACAAGUACCUACACACAAGAAAUGGCCCAACUCUAUGUUGGUCCCAGAGGUAUUCAAUCAUCAAAGGUGUGGCAUCAAGUUUGUUGUAUCUGCAUGAGGACUGGGAGCAGGUCGUCAUCCAUAGAGAUAUAAAGGCAAGCAAUGUGCUCUUGGAUAGUAAGAUGAAUGGAAGGUUGGGCGAUUUUGGUCUUGCAAGGAUAUACGACCACGAAACAACCGCUGAAACCACCCAUGUGGCUGGCACUAUGGGAUAUCUUGCGCCUGAACUCUCGCGCGCGGGGAGGCCAACACCCUUCUCUGAUGUGUAUGCAUUUGGCGUGUUUCUCCUAGAGGUCACAUGUGGACGCAUGCCAAUCUUCAUCGAUGAGCAAAACAACCGGGUUUUGUUGGUUGAGUGGGUGCUUGAGCACCACCACGAUGGCUCGAUGCUCGACACGGUGGAUCCACGACUCGGAGGGGAAUUCAACAAGGAGGAGGUAACCAUCAUGCUCAAAUUGGGUUUGCUAUGCACAUACCCGUCACCCAAUGCACGGCCUAUCAUGCGAAAGGUCAUGCAGUACCUCGACCAUGGUCAAUCGCCUCCUGAUUUAUCUCCGGCCUACAUAAGCUACAUAAUGAUGGCCCAAAUGCAAAAUGAAGGGUUUGAUUCACACAACAUGCCAUGUUCUCAACCCAUAGCGAGUGUUGCCACUGUAUCAGGAGAGUUAUCGGCGACUAUUUUGCGAGAGGGAAGAUGA
Triticum turgidum subsp. durum (durum wheat) is the source of this 933-nucleotide messenger RNA. Lineage: Eukaryota; Viridiplantae; Streptophyta; Magnoliopsida; Poales; Poaceae. The record is from the annotation of a GenBank genome assembly.